Drosophila subpulchrella is the source of this 1921-nucleotide messenger RNA. RefSeq lists its product as uncharacterized. Bases 1 to 1521 code for a protein of 506 amino acids. The transcript has 2 exons. Lineage: Eukaryota; Metazoa; Arthropoda; Insecta; Diptera; Drosophilidae. The record is from RefSeq and is a predicted model, not a curated record.
AUGGUUUACAAUCAGCUGCGGUCCUUCAGGGCACCUUUAAUAUGUGUUCUCGGUUUCCUCGUUUUCUUACUGAUCUUCUGGUUAGUCGAAUUGCCCCAGAAUAAUGGUGGCCUCCAGAAAAAUUCUCCCCUGCCCCCGCCCAUGCACCAAAAAGCAAUUGUUCAUCAUGGAAGCCUGCUAAGUCUAGAGGCCGAACAGGACCUGUCCCCUAACCCCGCAAGGUCGCAGGAGGAUCAGGACCUGGAGUCCCUGCUGCGGGGCAACGAGGACGAGGGCUGGGCCCAGGGACCCAAAUGCGCCCCGUAUCCCCGCUUCGACGACAUCAAGUUCCCGAACCCAUCCUUCCAGCUCACGCGGCACGGCAACCUGAGCUACUACCUGUACGGGGCGUACUACGACCGGAGACCCCGGAUGCCCGAGGUGAUGGUCCUCGUCAUGGUGACCACGAGCGAGGGUCCCUAUCCCGAGACCCAUUUGCAAACCUGGUUCGAUGGAGAUACCGUGCCGGAAACGCUGAGUCUACAUGAGACCAAAGUGGCCUGGUACUCGGAUUGGGGCACUAGACCGGGCCUGGUGUAUCCCACACUCCUGACCUUUCAACUGAAGUCCCCGCGGAUCCCGCAGCUGGUGAGCCUGGUCUUUGGUCAUCCCUGUGCCGUUCCACAAAAUGCACUGAAAGUGAUCCAACCCCCCGCCGAAGAGCCACCCAAUCCAUAUCGGCCCCUAAGAACCGGCAUUUGUGUCAAGUAUCUGCAUUUUCCGGAUGUCGAUAUGUCUGAGAGAUUGGUCGAAUGGCUGGAACUAAUGCGGUUACUGGGAGCGGGCAGGGUUACGGCCUAUGAUAUAGGGGAACUGAUGCCGAACACCUCGAGAACCCUGGCCCACUACUCGAGAUCUGGGGAUGGUCUGCUGGAUCUCAGGAAAUUCGAGUUUCCCCUUGAGACCAAGGAACACAAGAGAUUCCAGCACAUCAUCAGCGAAGUGCUGCUCUACAACGACUGUUUCUAUCGCAGUCUAUAUGAUUUUGACUUUGUGGCCAUGAUGGAUGUGGACGAGGUGAUUAUGCCGCUGGGCAAGUAUCUCAGCUGGUCGGAUUUACUGAGGGAACUGCAAAUCAGGGAUGUGAAUUGCACCGCCCGCAGUAGCUAUUGCUUCCGGAACGUGUACUUUCCCAAGGAACUGCCCGAGGAUUCAAGCAUUCCCAGUUCAUUCUACAUGCUGCGGCAUGUGGUUCGAGUGGCAGAACACUUGAAUCCCGCCCUGGCCAUCAAGUGCUUUCAUAGCACCGGCCAUGCGAGUGUGUUGCACAACCACUUCGCCCUCCAAUGGAUGGACGCGUGUGGUCCCCAGGAUGUCAGUCCCGAUCUUGGCCAGCUGCAGCACUAUCGGCAUGUGGACAAUGUGAAGACCCUGGAGGAACCGGCGCCCAAGCGGGAUGACAAUAUCCGGCGAUUCCAGCAGCAACUCAUCCACAACUCGAUGGCCGUCCAUCGACAGCUGGGCUGGGGAGCAGCAUAUUGAUUAUAUUUUAAUUGCUUCUUCGGCACAUUUAAGAGGCUUAAAUUGGCGGCCACGUGUCCAUCGUCCACCGGGCUUUGUACGUGCCACCUUUUGACCCCCGGCCACGUCACCAGGAUAAUAAUUGCUUAUUGCAGAGUGUGUGGCACAAAAGUUUCCUUUUUCCAUUUAGCUUAGCCGCAUCAGGGGCGUAGUUCCACUUUUAGUUUCACUUUCGGUCUCGGAAUAGUGGCACACGUAGUCAAAAAAAAUGCAUGAGGGGGGCUUUCAAUAUAGUUGUCACUCAGGUGUUUACUAAAAAAAUAACGAACUACAAAAUAUAUGAGGGUGGCAUUAUAUUUUAUGAUUAAUAACCAUGACAAUGAAUAAUCAUUUUUAAGGACACACAUGGUAAAAAAAAAUU